Meleagris gallopavo (turkey) is the source of this 972-nucleotide messenger RNA. The record is from RefSeq and is a predicted model, not a curated record. NCBI's taxonomy places the organism in Eukaryota, Metazoa, Chordata, Aves, Galliformes, Phasianidae.
AUGGCUCUUCACUGCGUGCUGCAGUUGGCCGAGGCGGGCUACGAGCCCGUGGUCAUCGACAACCUCCGCAACGCCGCCAGAGGGCCCGGCGCGCUCCCCGAGAGCCUGCAGCGCGUGCAGCGCAUCGCGCGGACGCCCAUCGCCUUUCAGGAGCUCGACAUCACGGACGGGGCCGCGCUGCAGCAGCUCUUCAGCACGCACCGCUUCUCGGCAGUGAUGCACUUCGCGGGGCUGAAGGCAGUGGGUGAGUCUGUGCGACAGCCAUUGGAGUACUACGGUGUGAACCUCACCGGCACCAUUCGGCUGCUGGAGGCCAUGGAAGCACACGGCGUGAGGAACAUCGUGUUCAGCAGCUCGGCCACUGUCUAUGGUGACCCACAAUACCUGCCCCUGGAUGAGAAGCACCCAGUUGGGGGCUGCACCAAUCCCUAUGGUAAAUCUAAGUACUUCAUCGAGGAGAUGAUCCAAGACCUCUGCAAAGCAGAGAAGGGCUGGAAUGCCAUUCUCUUGCGCUAUUUUAAUCCCAUCGGUGCCCAUGAGUCUGGAAUGAUCGGAGAAGACCCUCAGGGCAUACCCAACAAUCUCAUGCCCUACGUGGCACAGGUGGCAGUGGGGCGCCAGGAAUUCCUGAGUGUGUUUGGAAAUGACUAUGAGACGCCAGAUGGAACGGGUGUUAGGGAUUAUAUCCAUGUUGUGGAUUUGGCCAAGGGACACAUAGCUGCUUUGAAGAAACUCAAAGAGAACUGUGGCUGCAAGAUCUACAACCUGGGCACCGGCACAGGCUACUCUGUCCUGCAGAUGGUCCAGGCCAUGGAGAAAGCGUCAGGGAGGGAGAUCAAGUACAAGAUCACGGGCCGGCGGGAGGGAGAUGUGGCUGCCUGCUAUGCUAACCCAGAGCUUGCUGAGCGUGAGCUGGGCUGGAAAGCUGCAUUCGGCCUGGACAAGAUGUGUAAGAACAUCCCCCUCCUCUCC